ACUCUUUCCCAUUUCCAUCGAUUCCUUAUGCAUUUUUAGUCCCUUAUCUUCCGUGUUACUCAAGGCAACUUCAGUAUCCACUAACUAUCCCUGGUUGCAACUAGUGACUCAUCAACAGCAUAUUCUAGCCAUGUCAAGUCCUCAGUGUUUUGAGAAUCCACCAAACCUUAACUCGGACAUCCAUGGAGCAGGAACUGUCCAAGAACUUGGAGGACUUAAUUCCUACGUCACUGGAUCUUCCGAUUCCAAAUUGGCACUCAUCCUGGUUUCUGAUGUUUUUGGGUAUGAAGCACCAAAACUAAGGAAACUUGCGGACAAAGUAGCAGCAGCUGGAUUCUUGGUUGUUGUUCCUGAUCUUCUGUAUGGUGAUUACAUUGUUGACCUUAAUAAUCCUCAAUUUGAUCGAGAGUCAUGGCGAAAGGCUCAUGGAAAGGAUAAGGCAUGUGAAGACACCAAACCUCUAAUUUCUGCUCUAAAGAGUAAAGGUGUUAAAUCCAUAGGGGCUGCAGGUUUUUGCUGGGGAGGGGUUGUGGUUGUGAAACUUGCAAUUUCCACUGAUAUUCAGGCUGCAGUUAUUCUGCAUCCUGGUCUAAUCGCAGAUAAUGAAUUUAAUGAGGUCAGGAUUCCUAUUGCUAUACUGGGAGCUGAAAUCGACCAUCUUUUCCCACCAGAAAGGUUGAAGCAAAUUGAAGAAAUGUUGUCUGUAAAAGCUGAGUUUGAGAGCUUUGUGAAACUAUACCCUGGUGUUAGUCAUGGAUGGACUUUGCGGUACAAUGAUGAUGAUGAAGCAACUGUUAAGAGUGCAAAAGAGGCGCAUCAAGACAUGUUGAAUUGGUUUAUCAAGCACGUCAAGUGAAAAUUGUUUUCACCACCAGAAGAUGCCUGUCAUUGAUUUGCAGUUAAUUUUUUUAGUAGCAAAUAAAUAUUACUUAUUAUUGAAAAGGGCCAAUUUCAUGUACAAGAUGUGUCCAAAGCGGCCCAACCACCAUGAUACAAAAAUUAUAAUAUCCCACCAGAAUAUCACUAGCAUUUCUCUUAUAAUAACAAUACUACAACUGCCUAAGAAAAAGAUACAGCAUAGACAAAAGCUGCACUAUGCGGCUUAACUCCUAGCCUUCAUGUUAUUGGUGUGACGUAUCCAUUGCCACCGAAUUUACUAAUGAUUAAUUCUCGUUGAAAAAUCU
This is a messenger RNA of Glycine soja, 1184 nucleotides long. Its product is annotated as endo-1,3;1,4-beta-D-glucanase-like. The record is from RefSeq and is a predicted model, not a curated record. The transcript has 7 exons. Bases 131 to 856 code for a protein of 241 amino acids. Gene Ontology annotation, molecular function: hydrolase activity. Lineage: Eukaryota; Viridiplantae; Streptophyta; Magnoliopsida; Fabales; Fabaceae.